This is a messenger RNA of Heterostelium album PN500, 138 nucleotides long. RefSeq lists its product as uncharacterized. The coding region runs from base 1 to 138 and encodes 45 amino acids. The transcript has a single exon. NCBI's taxonomy places the organism in Eukaryota, Evosea, Eumycetozoa, Acytosteliales, Acytosteliaceae. The record is from RefSeq and is a predicted model, not a curated record.
AUGUGGUUGCGAUGGUCAUCGUAUGGAUCUCUCAUCGAUGACAUGUUGGAGGAUAACGAUGUGUGGUCGGCAGGUGGUAACAUCACUGCUGCAGAAAAGAAGGCGCGUUCUAUUGGUGGAUUCUCUCUUAAUACUUGA